AUGAAAUUGAAAAGAGUUGCUGAAGUGGUGCCUGUGGACUCGAACAAUCUGCACUCUAUUUCCAAUGAAAAGAUGGAAUCGAAGGGGAGCAUAUCCACAUACUCAACUUCCAUCCACAGUGGGAUUGACUCCAGUGAAAAUGAAAUCCCAGCCAUCGAGAAAGCUGGUGUUCAUAAUGCCGAAAUCUACUGUAAGUAUUACUCUCACCCGUUUAAAAGAGUGCUUAUAUUCUUUUCGUUAUUUUUGAUUGCAUUUGCUUACGGUUUAGAUAAUUCUGUCAGGUCAACAUAUCAGACAUUAGCUACUUCUUCAUAUUCGCAACAUUCUUUAUUGUCAACAGUAACAUGUAUUAAAAAAGUUGUAUCUGCUGCUGCACAAAUUUGGUUUGCAAGAUCUGCUGAUAUGUUUGGAAGAACUACAAUUCUUCUUAUCUCUAUAGUGCUAUAUGUUUUAGGUACUAUUAUUGAAUCACAGGCAUAUGAUGUAUCGAGGUAUGCGGCAGGUGCUAUAAUCUUUGCUAUCGGUCAUUCUGGUAUUGUCAUGGUCUCUGAAUUAUACGUUGCUGAUUUUUCAAACUUAAACUGGAGAGUCACUGCAGCAGCUGCUCAAGUCUUACCUAACGUUAUCACUACAUGGAUUAGUGGAAAUAUUGCAGGAUCGAUGAAUGAAAAAUGGUCAUGGGGUAUCGGUAUGUGGGCGAUUAUCUUCCCAAUAUCAUGUAUUCCUCUAUUGUGUUGUAUAAUUCACAUGAAAUACUUGGCCAAAAAGAACCAUGAAGAUAUCUGGAUCGCAUUUAAGAAACCUCAAAAUAUGACAUGGUCUCAAUUUUGUAUUGACGUAUUCUUCUGGAAACUAGAUAUUGUUGGUCUUGUGCUAUUGGUUGCCAUUUUCGGUAUGAUCCUUAUCCCUUUUACUUUGGCAGGUGGUGUAAACGACAAAUGGAAGAGUGCUUCAAUAAUUGUUCCGGAAAUAUUGGGCUGGGUUUUGGCCAUCCCAUUAUAUGUUAUUUGGGAACUUAAAUUUUCUAGAUAUCCUUUAACACCAUGGAAUGUCGUCAAAGACAGGGGUAUUUGGGCUCCUCUAAUAAUUUCUUUAUUCCAAGAAUUUGCUUAUUAUAUGCAAAGCACUUACAUGAUUACUGUGCUUUAUGUUGCCGUCAACCAAACUAAAUCAACUACAGCUAGAAUAACCAAACUAUACUCAUUUGUAGGUGUUAUAACUGCUUUCUGUUUUGGCUUUGUGGUAGCAAGGAUAAGAAGAACGAAGGAAAUAAUUGUAUUUGGUAUUAGUGUUUGGUUUAUUGGCUUUGGCUUACUUGAGAAAUAUACGGGUGGCCUUGAUGCUAAAGUUGGUAUCAUCGCUGCAAUCUGUGUUCUUGGAUUCGGUAAUGGGUUUAUAAAGUUUCCAGUGAGAGCAUCAAUCCAAGCAUCUGCUUAUACUCAUGAAAUGAUGGGGGUUGCGACUUCAUUAUUUUUAAGCGUGGCCAGUAUUGGUAGUGCGUUUGGUUCAGCUGUAGCUGGUUCCAUAUGGUCCAAUGUUUUACCUGGAGAGAUUAACAAGCGUAUUACAACCAACUCUACUUUGGCAGCAUAUGCCUAUAGCUCACCAACUAAAUUCAUCAAGCGAUAUACAUGGAAUACAAUAGAGAGGCAAGAAGUCGUAGUUGCCUACAAAUACGUUGAGAAGAUUUUGAAUAUCGUUGCCUUAUGUCUUUUAGUUCCUAUGUUAAUUGCAUCUGUAUUUUUGAGAAAUAGAAAGUUGGAAGAUGUUAUAUCUUUUGACCAAUAUGAUAAGGAACAACAAAAGAGUGAAGAAUAA
Messenger RNA from Maudiozyma barnettii, 1818 nucleotides. RefSeq lists its product as uncharacterized. Lineage: Eukaryota; Fungi; Ascomycota; Saccharomycetes; Saccharomycetales; Saccharomycetaceae. The transcript has a single exon. Gene Ontology annotation, cellular component: vacuolar membrane; endosome. Bases 1 to 1818 code for a protein of 605 amino acids. Gene Ontology annotation, biological process: transmembrane transport; intracellular iron ion homeostasis. Gene Ontology annotation, molecular function: siderophore-iron transmembrane transporter activity. The record is from RefSeq and is a predicted model, not a curated record.